This is a messenger RNA of Rubroshorea leprosula, 1308 nucleotides long. Lineage: Eukaryota; Viridiplantae; Streptophyta; Magnoliopsida; Malvales; Dipterocarpaceae. The record is from the annotation of a GenBank genome assembly.
GGAUAUCUCCUAGCUUUAUCUCGUGUUAAAUGAAAGAACGCCGCGUUGUGGGGUUUUGGAAGAAGAACAUCAAAGACGAGCAAGGCAAUGGCAACUGAGCUGGAAGAACUAGUGGAUUUCCUGUCUUCUCCUUCCCCACAAGUGAAGAAGGUGGCAGUUGAUAUUGUUCGGGGAUUAACUGGGUCUGAAGAUGGGUUGCAGUCCCUUUCCAGUUAUGCCAAGAUUCUGCUUCCAUCAUUAUCUCGGCUCUUGAGCGAGAAGAAGGAUGUUUCAGAACCUGCAGCAGAAGCUCUGGUAAAUCUGUCACAGAAUGCAGAGAUGGCUGCUAAGAUGGUUGAAACAGGAAUGAUUAAAAUGGCUAUGGAUUUGUUGUAUAAGCCGGAUUCCUGCAUUACUCAAUUGUUGGUCAUGCUUCUAGUUAAUCUAACACAGUUGAAUGCGGGUAUUUCUUCCUUAAUUCAGACUGGAGAUGAUAAGAUGCAAGGGCUGUAUGUUAUGAAGCUAGUGAGAUCAUUCUGUAGAUCCUCGAAUGAAAGCAGAGAUGAUCCUUUUGAUCAUGUUGGUUCCAUACUUGUAAACAUCUCACAGAAAGAAGCUGGAAGGAAAAUGUUAUUGGAUCCUAAGCGAGGCUUGCUGAAGCAGAUUAUUAGACAGUUUGAUUCAGCCCAGCCAUUGAGAAAGAAAGGAGUAUCUGGAACAAUCCGGAACUGCUGUUUUGAAGCAGAAAAUCAACUUCAGGAUUUGCUUUUAAUAUCAGAGUUUCUCUGGCCAGCUCUACUUCUGCCUGUUGCUGGCAGCAAGAUUUAUAAUGAACAAGACACAUCAAAAAUGCCACUCGAGCUUGCUAGUGCCCUCUUGAUUGAGCGUGAACCAGUUCAGGAUCCUGAAAUUCGUGUUCAAGUACUGGAUGCUAUUUACUUGAUCACUUUACAGGAUGCUGGACGAAGAGCCUUCUGGUCUAUCAAUGGACCAAGGAUAUUACAAGUGGGGUAUGAAGAUGAAGAAGAUCCCAAAGUAAUGGAAGCAUAUGAACGAGUUGGUUCCUUGUUGGUUAGUGGCGACGGGACAGAAGAACCAUCAACAGAGACAUCCAAGUAGCAAUUUACCCUGUCAUCUGCUUCACCCUGCACUAGAUGCAGUUGCGGGUUUUAUAGGCCAAAUCUGGGGAGAAGUCAGUAUUUCACUGUGCAUUUUAUGAUUUUCAGGUUUAAUUUGAGAGUGUUGGUCUGGAGCUACAGCUGUUGAUUUUAUGAUCUUUUAUCGUCUCAAAAAUAUAUAAAAUAUAUUUAAUAUAUAUAAUAUUUCUUU